AUGACUGCAACAGAAAAAGCUACACCAGCUGAUACAACAACUGAAGAAACUACACCAGGUGAUACAGCAACAGAUGAAACUACACCAGCUGAUACAACAACUGAGGGAACUGCAUCAGCAGAUACAAUAACUGAAGAAACUACUUCAGCGGAUACAACAACAGAAGAAACUACACAAGCUGAUACAACAACAAAUGAAGAAACUACACCAGCUGAUACAACAACAGAAGGAACUACACCAGCUGAUAAAAUAACAUAUGAAACUACAGCAACUGAUACAACAACUGAAGAAACUACACCAGCUGAUACAACAACUGAAGAAACUACACCAGCUGAUACAACAACUGAAGAAACUACACCAGCUGAUACAACAACUGAAGAAACUACACCAGCUGAUACAACAACUGAAAAAACUACACCAUCUGAUACAGCAACAGAAAAAGCUACACCAGCUGAUACAACAACUGAAGAAACUACACCAGGUGAUACAGCAACAGAUGAAACUACACCAGCUGAUACAACAACUGAGGGAACUGCAUCAGCAGAUACAAUAACUGAAGAAACUACACCAGCUGAUACAACAACAGAACAAACUACACAAGCUGAUACAACAACAAAGGAAGAAACUACACCAGUUGAUACAGCAACAUAUAAAACUAAACCAGCUGAUACAACAACAGAAGGAACUACACCAGCUGAUAAAAUAACAGAUGAAACUACAGCAACUGAUACAACAACUGAAGAAACUACACCAGCUGAUACAACAACUGAAGAAACUACACCAGCUGAUACAACAACUGAAGAAACUACACCAGCUGAUACAGCAACAGAUGAAAUUACCCAGGCUGAUAUAACAACGGAUGAAACUACACCAACAUAUACAACAACUGAAGAAACUACACCAGGUGAUACAACAACAGAAGAAACUACACCAGCUGACAAAACAACUGAAGAAACUACACUAGCUGAUACAAGAACUGAAGAAACUAGACCAGGUGAUACAACAACAGAAGAAACUACACCAGCUGACAAAACAACUGAAGAAACUACACUAGCUGAUACAAGAACUGAAGAAACUACACCAACACCAGCUGAUACAGCAACAGAAGAAACUACACCAGCUGAUACAGCAACAGAUGAAAUUACCCAGGCUGAUAUAACAACGGAUGAAACUACACCAACAGAUACAACAAUAAAAGAUACUACACCAGCUGAUGCAACAACAGAAGAAGCUACACCAGCUGAUACAACAACUAAGGGAACUACACCAGCAGAUACAUUAACUGAAGAUACUACUUUAGCAGAUACAACAGAAGAAACUACACCAGCUGAUACAACAACGGAAGAAACUACACCAGCUGAUACAGCAACAGAUGAAAUUACCCAGGCUGAUAUAACAACGGAUGAAACUAUACCAACAGAUACAACAAUAAAAGAUACUACACCAGCUGAUGCAACAACAGAAGAAACUACACCAGCUGAUACAACAAUUGAAGAAACUACUCCAUAUUACACAACAACGAAAUUGACUACACCAACUGAUACAACAACAGAAAAAACUACUCGAGCUGAUACAACGACUGAAGAAACUACUCCUGAUGAUACAACAACUGAAUUAACUACACCAACUGUUACAACAACCGAAGAAACUACAUCAGCUGACACACCAACUGAUGCAACAACUGAAGAAACUACACCAGCUGAUACAACAGCAGAAGAAACUACACCAGCAGAUACAAUAACUGAAGAUACUACUUUAGCAGAUACAACUGAAGAAAGUACGCCAGCUAAAACAACAGAAGAAACUUCAUCAGCUGACACACCAACUGAUACAACAACAGAACAAACUACACAAGCUGAUACAAAAACAAAGGAAGAAACUACACUAGUUGAUACAGCAACAUAUAAAACUAAACCAGCUGAUACAACAACAGAAGGAACUACACCAGCUGAUAAAAUAACAUAUGAAACUACAGCAACUGAUACAACAACUGAAGAAACUACACCAGCUGAUACAACAACUGAAGAAACUACACCAGCUGAUACAACAACUGAAGAAACUACACCAGCUGAUACAGCAACAGAUGAAAUUACCCAGGCUGAUAUAACAACGGAUGAAACUACACCAACAUAUACAACAACUGAAGAAACUACACCAGGUGCUGAUAUAACAACGGAUGAAACUACACCAACAGAUACAACAAUAAAAGAUACUACACCAGCUGAUACAACAACUCAAAAAACUACUCCAGCUGAUAAAACGACUGAAGAAACUACUCCUGAUGAUACAACAACUGAAUUCACUACACCAACUGUUACAACAACCGAAGAAACUACAUCAGCUGACACACCAGCUGAUGCCACAACUGAAGAUACAACAGAAGAAACUACACCAGCGGAUACAACAACGGAAGAAACUACACCAGCUGAUACAGCAACAGAUGAAAUUACCCAGGCUGAUAUAACAACGGAUGAAACUACACCAACAGAUACAACAAUAAAAGAUACUACACCAGCUGAUGCAACAACAGAAGAAACUACACCAGCUGAUACAACAACUGAAGAAACUACACCAGCUUAUACAACAACUGAGGGAACUACACCAGGAGAUACAACAACUGAAGAAACUACACCAGCAGAUACAACAACUGAAGAAACUACAGCAACUGAUACAAAAACUACACUAGCUGAUACAAGAACUGAAGAAACUACACCAGGUGUUACAACAACAGAAGAAACUACACCAACAGAUACAACAAUAAAAGAUACUACACCAGCUGAUACAACAACUCAAAAAACUACUCCAGCUGAUACAACGACUGAAGAAACUACUCCUGAUGAUACAACAACUGAAUUCACUACACCAACUGUUACAACAACCGAAGAAACUACAUCAGCUGACACACCAGCUGAUGCCACAACUGAAGUAACAACACCAGCUGAUACAACAACAAAAGAAACUACACCAGCUGAUACAACAACUGAAGAAACUACACCAGCAGAUACAACAACUGAAGAAACUACAGCAUCUCAUACAGCAACUGAAGAAACUACACAAGCUUAUACAACAACUGAGGGAACUACACCAGCUGAUACAACGACUGAAGAAACUAAACCAGCAGAUACAACAGAAGAAACUACACCAGCGGAUACAACAACGGAAGAAACUACACCAGCUGAUACAGCAACAGAUGAAAUUACCCAGGCUGAUAUAACAACGGAUGAAACUACACCAACAGAUACAACAAUGAAAGAUACUACACCAGCUGAUGCAACAACAGAAGAAACUACACCAGCUGAUACAACAACUGAAGAAACUACACCAUAUUACACAACAAAGAAAUUGACUACACCAGCUGAUACAACAACAGAAAAAACUACUCCAGCUGAUACAACGACUGAAGAAACUACUCCUGAUGAUACAACAACUGAAUUAACUUCACCAACUGUUACAACAACCGAAGAAACUACAUCAGCUGACACACCAACUGAUGCAACAACUGAAGAAACUACACCAGCUGAUACAACAACAAAAGAAACUACACUAGCUGAUACAACAAACUACAUCAGCUGA
Lytechinus variegatus (green sea urchin) is the source of this 3573-nucleotide messenger RNA. Its product is annotated as mucin-17-like. The transcript is spliced from 7 exons. Bases 1 to 3573 code for a protein of 1190 amino acids. Lineage: Eukaryota; Metazoa; Echinodermata; Echinoidea; Temnopleuroida; Toxopneustidae. The record is from RefSeq and is a predicted model, not a curated record.